Didymodactylos carnosus is the source of this 1203-nucleotide messenger RNA. The record is from the annotation of a GenBank genome assembly. NCBI's taxonomy places the organism in Eukaryota, Metazoa, Rotifera, Eurotatoria, Philodinida, Philodinidae.
AUGAAUAAUUCUAAGAGAAAACAGCGUAGACAAACCCCUACACCAACGGCCAAACGAACACCAAAAAAACCACGUGGAAAAACACAACGACAACAACGAAUAUUUUUAUCAAAUUCAGAUGACGAAGGAGAAACAAAUGUACCACCUAUUCAAACGAUAACUCCAGUAGCAUCAACGUCGGUACAAACUCCAUCCUUAUCAGCACAAACUGAUUCACAACUUACAGAUAAUGAAGCACUACCACAACAAUAUCUAACUUCCAAUGUAUGGCAACAUGCAAAACGUAAUCCAGCCGGAACAGAGGUUACAUGUAAUCUAUGUGGAAAAGUUUUAAAAACACCUUGUGGAUCAACAACAGCGGUUAGAUCUCAUCUUGUUAAACAGCAUAAAUUGGUACAAUUGAUAUUACCAUCAAAACAAAGACAAAAUUCUGGUACAUUACCCGUAGACCAAAAACGAAAACUACAUCAGUUGUGUAUUGAAGCUAUUAUUGAAGACAGUAGACCAUUUGGUGACUUAGCCAAACCAGGAAUUUUACGUUUAAUUCAAUAUUUUGUACCAGGUACUAUAUGAUGCAUGUUCUACUGCGGAUUGUUACUAAGGUGCGCGUAAUUCAAAAAUCGAGCAAAAAAUUUUAUUUGGGGUUAGAUGGAAUUUGUUAGGCUCUACAAAACCGUAUAUAUGAAAAAAAUUUCAAACGCUCUUUUUGUGAUAAAUAUUGAAAAACUCGAAUUUUUGAGUACUGAGCAAAUACUUAAUUAUCAAAGAGUUUCACAAGCUCGAAAGACUUUUUUUCUAAUACAGCGUGUAAAACUGAAUAUAGCAACAUGAAUUUGCAAAUGAUGUGAGACGGUUCAGAUAUGCUACGAUCUAAGACUUUUGGGCCUGGGCGACCGUUUGAAGCAAUCGACUAGAGGGUGUGGCAAAAGCUUCAAGUCUCGCUAGCUUGGAUAUUUAGCCGAUAUUUUUACUUCAUUUUAUUCAUUAUAAGACUAGGGAAAAACUUCGAAAAAAACGAUAUGUAACUUUUUGCCACACCCUCUAGUCGAUUGCUUCAAACGUUCGCCCAGGCCCAAUGUGAGGUUCUACUCACUCACUUCUCAUCUUUAUUUAAGAAAGUGAACGGCUAUAUAUAGUACACAAGUUGAACAACAGUUAUGCAAGAGUUGCGCAUGAGUUACAUACGAACAGAAAUAGUUUAGG